Molecule: messenger RNA, 1284 nt
Organism: Hansenula anomala
Lineage: Eukaryota; Fungi; Ascomycota; Saccharomycetes; Phaffomycetales; Wickerhamomycetaceae
Gene: YTP1
Product: Ytp1p
Exons: 1
Coding region: 1-1284 (427 amino acids)
Source: RefSeq, a predicted model, not a curated record
AUGGACAUGGACGAUUCAGAAGAAUUUACAAGACCAAACAUAACAAAUGCGGGAUCGAAAACGUUCCACUGGUUAAUGACAUUAGCAUUACUUUUAAUCCUUCCUUCAAUAUCAACAACUCUUGUAUUUGCAGAAAAAGUCCAUACAGCUUUCUUUUUACAAAUUGUUUCAUUAGUUUAUGCUGUCAUUGAAGCUUUAUUCUUAAGAUUUCCAGAUGGUGAUGGGCAUGAAGAUAGAACAAGUCGUGGUACUGCUUGGUUUUUACUUUUUUUAAAUGCCUUGACCGUGUUUAUUGGAUCUAUGAAUUCUGGUGCUAAUUGGUUCAUGAAUAAAAAUGGCGAAACAAAGAAAGAAUUCCAUUGGAUUGCUAAAUUGGGAGAGAAAUCAGUGAGAAUCAUUCAUAGAACAUUGAGUGUCUUAUUGACACUAACAGGUUGGGUUAAAAGUUGUCUAGCACCUGUUUCUAUGUUUGGAUUUUGCAGAGAGAUUCAUACAGGUCAAUGUCUGGCACAUGGUAUUAUGGGAACAGCAUUUAUUGGUUAUGGGUUAGUUUAUGCCUUAAUUUUAGUGAUCCCAAGAAUUAGGGAAACAAAGCACAGAAACUCUCAAGAUUUUUAUGAUAGUUUAGUAAUGACAGUUUGGGGUAUUGUUAAUACUUUUACUGAACAUAGAUGGGGUAGAGAAGGCUGGGGCCAUGGUGAUUAUCAACAUACUGCUAUGGGUAUUAUUUGGUGGAGUGGUGGUUUAUUGGGAUUAUAUUUAGGAAGAGGUGGAAGAAGAACGUGGAUUCCAUCGUUGUUAUUAAUUUAUACUGGGUGGGCUAUGUCUGAACAUAACCAGCAUUUGGCUAUCAGUACAAAAGUCCAUUACAUGUUUGGCUUAUCCUUAAUGCUUGGUGGUGCUAUCAGAAUUGCUGAGAUUUCAUUUCUAUUGAAAGAUGCCAGAUCAAUCCCAGGUAAAAUUAUGUCGUUUCAAUAUUUACCAUCAUUUUGCUUGAUUGAAUCUGGUGUUUUGUUCAUGGCUGCCAAUGAAGAACAGUUGAGGUUAGUGUUGAGACUUGAAGCUGAUCAUAGUUCUUAUAUUAUGGUUGUCACAUCAGCUGCUUUUUUGAUUUAUCUAUGGUUUCUUCUACUUCUCGAACUGUUUUUGAAUUUAACCUCCUCAAACAGAAUAGAUCUUUCAAAAUACGCAUCAGUCUCAGGUUCAGAGCCUAAUCCUGAUGCUGAAGGUAAUUUUGCAACGGAUUUUGAACUGGAUAAUUUUGAUCAUGGGGAAGAACGUUGA